CGGCCUCUCUCUCUCUCUCCGUCUCUACCACCGACUCAACGCUGAUCGACCGAGAUGGCAGCAGGAGGAGGUGUGCGGAGAAAGUCUCCCGGUCCGCCGUCCCAACUGUGGGGGAAACUUCACACACUGUGGCAGGACAAACAUCUGGUCCUGUUCAAGACGGAGUACACAUUACUGGUCGUGUCAGUUCUGUGGUUCCUGGAGAUUGGGAUCAAUGUGUGGGUCAUACAGAAAGUAGCAUACACUGAGAUAGACUGGAAAGCCUACAUGGAUGAAGUAGAGGGAGUCAUCAAUGGUACCUACGACUACACGGAGCUUAAAGGAGACACCGGCCCCUUGGUGUACCCGGCUGGCUUUGUCUACAUCUUCACAGCUCUGUACUACAUCACCAGCCGUGGGGUGAACAUCCGUCUGGCCCAGUACCUUUUUGCUGCUUUCUACCUCAUCACACUGCUGCUCGUCUUCAGGGUAUACCACCGCACUAAGAAGGUUCCUCCCUAUGUGUUCUUCUUUGUGUGCUGUGCUUCUUACCGGAUCCACUCGAUCUUCGUGCUGCGUCUCUUUAAUGAUCCGGUGGCCAUGAUGCUACUGUUUGCAGCUGUCAACCUCUUUAUGGAUGGACACUGGACUCUGGGCUGCGGCCUUUACAGUUUAGCAGUGUCUGUGAAAAUGAACGUGCUCCUUUUUGCUCCGGGACUACUUUUCCUCCUCCUGUCUGAGUUUGGUGCAAUCAGGACAAUCCCCAAACUGUCUCUGUGUGCAGGCAUACAGCUUUUCCUGGGUCUGCCUUUCCUCCUGGAGAAUCCCGUGGGUUAUAUGAGCCGGGCGUUUGAUCUCGGCCGUCAGUUCAUGUUCAAGUGGACGGUCAACUGGCGCUUCCUGCCAGAGUGGUUCUUCUUGAAUCGGUACUUCCACUUACUCCUGCUGGCCGCCCACCUGCUCGCCCUGCUGCUCUUUGCUCUCCGCCGUUGGAAGAGGCCAGGAGAAAGCAUCUUCGAACUCCUCAAGGAGCCAAGCCAGAGGAAAACCCCUGCUCAGAAAAUCACUGUUGAUCAGAUGGUGCUGAUUCUGUUCACCUCUAACUUCAUCGGCAUGUGCUUCAGUCGUUCGCUGCACUACCAGUUCUACGUCUGGUACUUCCACACCCUGCCUUACCUGCUCUGGAGUGGAGGAGUCAAGAAGCUGGCCCACCUGCUCAGGGUUCUGAUCCUGGGUCUGAUCGAGCUUUCGUGGAACACCUACCCGUCUACUAACAGCAGCUCAGCCGCCAUCCACGUCUGUCACGUCAUCAUCCUCCUCUGUCUGUGGCUGGCCCCGCCGCCGCCUCCAGCCCCGGCAGAAACCCAAGAACAGACACCCGUCAAGGACAAACGCCAGUGAGCCGCAGCCUGUAUCGGACCGGACGUCGUAUUUCAGUCUAAUCAGCCGCCGAACAGCCUCCAUCACCCUCCUCUCUUUGAUCCUCACAACACCGGUGCAGAGGGAGGUCACUGGGAUAAGACUGUGUGAAUACAAGGAGCCAUUCAAUGCUUCUCAUCUCGGCUCACUGCAAAAGUGAAGGAAGCUAACGUGUAGGUGCAGUCUACAGACGGAUACCCACAUGAUGAAGUAGUCCUUUGCAGUUGAAGAGCUGGGAAGAGGAAGAAAAUAUGGAUUCUCAGGUUUCAUUUUCAGAUACAUAAUAGGAAGACUGGAGUAGAGAACUAAGAGGAAAUUAUGAAUGUAAUGCUGUUUUGAGAGAAUUUGUUACAUAGGCUUUAUUUCUAUAAAUUGUGUUAAAAAUACACUCUGCCCAUAUUUCAACCGGUCCAGUCAUUUUUCUCUUGCUUGAUAUUCUGAUAUUUUCAAAAAUGUACUGGUGCCAAAAUUAUGUUGUGUAUUGUAUUAAAAAGGCAGUAUAUUGAUAUAUCGUACGGAAGCAUAUUGCUGCCACACCAGGAAAAAAAACGGAUCAGUAUCAAGUUAUAACGUAAUAAGUUUCUUUUUAUAAUAAGAUGUUUUCUAUGUUAUAACAAGAAACUUAUCUUGUUAUAAUUAUGUACUAUUUACCUUGUUAUAAUGUGAAACUUUUCAUGUUAAAACAUGAUAACUUAUUGUUACAAUAUAAAAUGUUUCACGUUAUAACGUCAUCACUUAUAUUGUUAUAACGUGAAACAUUUCACAUUAUAACAGUUAGUUAACACGUGUUAACAUGAAAAGUUUCACAUUAUAACAAGAUGAAUAGUAUAUCGUUAUAACAAGAAAAGUUUCUUGUUAUAGUUUUGUAUGUUGUAAUAACGUGAAAAUAUCUUGUUAUAAUGUGAAAAGUGUCUUGAUAUAACAAUAAACUCUUCACGUUAUACCGUGAUACUGACCCGUUUUUUUUUCUUAGUGUGGCAGCAAUACGCUACCGUAAUAUAAUAUAUAAUUGAAAUUAUACAGAACUUGAACAAAGUACGAAAAGCUUUAAAUGAAUUGCAUAUCAGACAGAAGCCUGCAGCAUUUACACUUGCCACAGUAGUUGCAGCAUUAGCACCAAUACAAGGCCAAAAAUCUUUUCCAGUAGUUAUAUAAUUUUACACUAAUUUGUAAAACUAAGCUGUAGACAAUCGUGGCUAUUUGUCUGAUUUGUCACAUAAUUGAUUCAUCUUCUGUUGUGAGUGGCUCACUACACUCAUAAGUAGAUUUAAUGUGAAAACUUUGCAGUACACUGAAACAGCAAAAGUGUGACAUUUUAUAUUAAACAGAGAUGCCCCUUAA
Molecule: messenger RNA, 2739 nt
Organism: Sebastes umbrosus (honeycomb rockfish)
Lineage: Eukaryota; Metazoa; Chordata; Actinopteri; Perciformes; Sebastidae
Gene: alg3
Product: ALG3 alpha-1,3- mannosyltransferase
Exons: 9
Coding region: 55-1380 (441 amino acids)
Cellular component (GO): endoplasmic reticulum
Molecular function (GO): dol-P-Man:Man(5)GlcNAc(2)-PP-Dol alpha-1,3-mannosyltransferase activity
Source: RefSeq, a predicted model, not a curated record